CUUUUAACCAAUAGGAAACGUUAUCCUGUGAUCCUUCUCGUCGUUUCCUGCGCGUGAACGACCUCAAGUCCUCGAAAAGCAGUGCUGCUGAGGAACUUGGACUUUUGUCCUCUGUGCGGGUUUUUGGGCAAUUCUCAGAGCCGUAAUCAUGGUUCACGAGAGGAAGAUGAUCACGUACGACGACCCCGAAGAGGAGGAGGAAAAUGCUGAGGAGGAAGAGGAAGAGGAGGAGGAAGAAGAGCAAGACAUGGUGGACCCUCUAGAAACAAUACGAGCCAAGUGUGAGCAGACUGAACACUGUGUGCACACCAAGGAGCUGCUGGAGACAUGUGAAGCCCGAGUCGGCUCCCGAUCCAACACUGUUGAAGAAUGCACAGAAGAACUCUUCGACUUCCUGCAUGCACGGGACCAUUGUGUGGCGCACAAGCUGUUCCACCAUGUGAAAUAACCUGCCUGCUCAGCUCCCUCCACUUGCAGCUGUAGACUCUAUUUAACUGCUAAAAACUGUAAAAUAAUCAGGACUAUUCUGUUCUUCUGUGUAUUAAUGUAAAUUAAGUGUAUUGGGUUCCUUGACUAAAUACAUGCCACUUUUCCUGUA
Sander lucioperca (pikeperch) is the source of this 598-nucleotide messenger RNA. Its product is annotated as cytochrome b-c1 complex subunit 6, mitochondrial-like. Gene Ontology annotation, biological process: mitochondrial electron transport, ubiquinol to cytochrome c. Lineage: Eukaryota; Metazoa; Chordata; Actinopteri; Perciformes; Percidae. Bases 149 to 448 code for a protein of 99 amino acids. The transcript has 4 exons. The record is from RefSeq and is a predicted model, not a curated record.